Messenger RNA from Salarias fasciatus (jewelled blenny), 5052 nucleotides. RefSeq names its product neuropilin-2-like. Gene Ontology annotation, cellular component: plasma membrane; glutamatergic synapse; axon. The transcript has 18 exons. Gene Ontology annotation, biological process: axon guidance; vascular endothelial growth factor signaling pathway; angiogenesis. The coding region runs from base 271 to 3015 and encodes 914 amino acids. The record is from RefSeq and is a predicted model, not a curated record. Gene Ontology annotation, molecular function: vascular endothelial growth factor receptor activity; semaphorin receptor activity. Lineage: Eukaryota; Metazoa; Chordata; Actinopteri; Blenniiformes; Blenniidae.
GGAUGAGCUUCAGCGGCGCCUCUUCGCCAAAUGGACAGACUUGAAAAGGCGGCGUUGAAAGGAAAUUAUAAAUUUCCUCAAUGACAUGUAGCGGGAGCGCAGCUUUCUCCAGCAGCGGUUUCAUCAACAUCUCGGGGUUUUCCUUCAAGUGCUUCGGUCCUUCCUGCCGCCGGCGGUUCCUGCUCCGACGCGGGUGUGGAUUUUUGGUUUCCUCCGAGGUGGGAACAGCAGACACUUAACGCUCUCCUGCAAGUUUCCACAUCAUCCAGGAUGGAUUUUGUGUCAUCGCUGAUUGGAUUUUUAAUGGCGAUGUGUCAUCUGGCGCUGGGAGUCACGGGAGAAGGGGUGCGGGAGUGCGGCGGCGUGCUGGACGCCAGCGAGCCCGGGUACAUCACGUCCCCGGGUUACCCCCUGGAGUACCCGUCCCACCAGAACUGCCACUGGAUCAUCACGGCGCCGGAGCCCUCGCAGCGCAUCGUCCUCAACUUCAACCCGCACUUCGAGAUCGAGCGGCUCGACUGCAAAUACGACUUCAUAGAGAUCCGCGACGGGAUAUCGGACACCGCCGACGUUCUGGGCCGGCACUGCAGCAACAUCGCCCCGGCGCCCAUCAUCUCGUCCGGCCCCUCCCUCCAGAUCCGCUUCGUCUCGGACUACGCCCACCAGGGGGCGGGCUUCUCGCUGCGCUACGAGAUCUUCAAAACAGGUUCCGAAUUCUGCUUUCGCAACUUCACCAGCCCGUCUGGCAUGAUCGAGUCCCCGGGGUUCCCGGAUAAAUACCCUCACAAUCUGGAGUGCUCCUACAUGAUCAUCGCCCCGCCCCACAUGGACAUCGCGCUCACGUUCCUGACCUUCGACCUGGAGAACGACCCCCUGCUGGUGGGAGAGGGCGACUGCAAGUACGACUGGCUGGACGUGUGGGACGGCCUGCCUCAAGUGUCCCCCCUGAUCGGCCGCUACUGCGGGACCAAAAUCCCCCCGGAGAUCCAGUCGUCGUCCGGCCUGCUGUCGCUGUCCUUCCACACCGACAUGGCGGUGGCCAAAGACGGCUUCUCCGCCCGCUACAACAUGACGCACAAAGAAGUCUCCGACUCGUUCCACUGCAGCAUGGCGCUCGGCAUGGAGUCGGGGAAGAUCAGCGACGACCAGAUCUCGGCGUCCACCACCUUCUACGACAACCGCUGGCUGUCGCGCCAGGCGCGCCUCAACAACGACGACAACGCCUGGACGCCGGCCGAGGACAGCAACAAGGAGUACAUCCAGGUCGACCUUCACUUCCUCAAAGUUUUGACGGGGAUCGCCACGCAGGGCGCCGUGUCCAAGGAGACCCAGAAGAGCUACUUCGUCACCACCUUCAAGCUGGAGGUCAGCACCAACGGCGAGGACUGGAUGGUGUACCGCCACGGCAAAAACCACAAGAUCUUCCACGCCAACACGGAUCCGGCCGAGGUGGUGCUGAACCGGGUCCCGCAGCCGGUCCUGGCCCGGUUCGUCCGCAUCCGGCCGCAGACCUGGAAGAACGGCAUCGCCCUCCGAUUCGAGCUCUACGGGUGUCAGAUUACAGACGCGCCGUGCUCAGACCUGCAGGGCCUGCUGUCCGGCCUGCUGCCCGACGCGCAGAUCUCCGCCUCGUCCAGCCGGGACAUGGUGUGGAGCCCCGGCGCCGCCCGGCUGGUGGCCAGCCGCUCCGGAUGGUUCCCGGCGCCGGCGCAGCCGCUGGCCGGAGAGGAGUGGCUGCAGGUGGACCUCGGCGUGCCGAAGACGGUGCGCGGGGUCAUCACGCAGGGCGCGAGGGGAGGAGACGCCGGCGGCGGCGCCGCCACGGAGAACCGGGCGUUCGUGAGGAAGUAUAAAGUCGCCUACAGCGUGAACGGGAAAGAGUGGAACUUCAUCAUGGACGUGAAAACCAGUCUUCCUAAGAUCUUUGAGGGCAACACGCACUACGACACCCCGGAGCUGCGCCACUUCGAGGAGACGGUGGCGCAGUACGUCCGGCUCUACCCGGAGCGCUGGUCGCCCGCCGGCAUCGGCAUGAGAGUGGAGAUCCUGGGCUGCGACCUUCCAGAAACCACCACGCCCGCCGACACGGCCACGCCGACUCCGCCCCCGGACGUCCAGACCACCACGGCCCCCGUCACCACCACAGCCGCCACCGCUCCCCCGUCGGACAGCGCGUGCGACUUCGACCGCGACCUGUGCGGGUGGACGCACGACCCCAACGCCCCGCUGCUCUGGUCCCUGCACAGCCACGAGCUGAACAGCUACCUGUACCUGGACGCCGGCCUGAAGACGGAGCAGCAGCAGGCCCGCCUGCUCAGCCCGGCGGUGGCGGCCGACACGGGCCCGCUCUGCCUCUCCUUCUCCUACCAGCUGUGGGGCGAGGCGCAGGGCCACCUCAGGGUGCUGCUGCGGGACGCGCACGGCGAGGAGACGGUGCUGUGGACGCUGCGGGACGACCAGGGCCCCGUGUGGAGGGAGGGCCGCACCAUCCUGCCCCGCUCCCCCAAGGACUUCCAGGUCGUGAUGGAGGGUUUCUUCGUGCACGGCACCAGAGGACACAUCUGGAUCGACAACAUCCACAUGAGCUCCAGCUCGCCUCUGAAGGAAUGCACACAACCCUUCGCCGCCUUCUCUCCGGAAAAUCCAGUCAAGAGACCCACCGACUUCGGCGACGGUCGGCUUUUCAGCGACAGAGACGCGCUCGGCGGAGGUCUACAGUUCCCCGAGUGGAGCACGGCGUCGCCGUCGUCGGACCCUCCGGUGACGCGGGUCUCGGAGAAGGACAACUCGUGGCUCUACACCCUGGACCCCAUCCUGGUGACCAUCAUCGUCAUGAGCUCCCUGGGCGUCCUGCUGGGGGCGGUGUGCGCCGGCCUCCUCCUCUACUGCACCUGCUCCUACAGCGGCCUGUCGUCGCGCUCCUCCACCACCCUGGAGAACUACAACUUCGAACUGUACGACGGCCUCAAGCACAAGGUCAAACUCAACCAGCAGCGCUGCUGCACCGAGGCGUGAGGGCGGCGCCGCCGCCGCCGACGGAAACCCAGCGAGAGACAGAGCCAUUUUUUUUGUGAAAACCUCUCACUAUUUGCAUCCUCUCCUCCAGUUCACUUUAGUGUCAGUAUACUUCCUUGGUGGUGCAGAUCCCAGGACGCAGGGGCCGUGAGAAAGCCGCAUUCUCGCUGUUUCUCUUAGAAACAUGUGGCACAGACCAGUAUUGGUAGUUUUUUUGUUUGUUUGUGUGGUCACAGAACCAGUAAGCGAAACACUGAGGGUUGCUACAAGACGGACUGUUCUUCAGGGGAUGUUAGGCCUCAAAAAAAAAAACAAAUAUCUACACAUAUCAACUCCAGAUCCCUGCUCCGUCGAAACAGAAGUGUUUAUAAAUGCAUCUUAGAUUUUGUAAGAGGUCUACUUUUGAAACUGGGUACUGUAAACUACACGGAGCGCCGAGACACAUGGCGUUGGGACGGUGGUAGGUUAGGAACGUGCUUAGAAAGCGUCUCUUUUUAUUUUUAUUUUCUGAUCACAUGUGAACACAGUGGCCUAGAAGUUAGCUCCUUUGUGUCCGCUCCAGACCCCGCUGCCUGUCGAGCCUCAGUUAUCCUCUCAGUUCCUGCCGGUCUGCGGCAUUUUAGUCACCGACGUCCCCUGAGUUUUGUCUUUUCUGCUCAGUCACUCCCUUUUCUGUUUUCGUGUUUUGGGUUUCUGGCCUGUGGCGCCGGGUAGGUUUGAAAAAACAAGGCGAAGAAAGCGUAUGUGUUUAGAGGUGAGGGGAGGGCCCGGGCGGGGGGGUAUUUUAACAUUUCUUUUAAUGACAGAGAGAAGUUAUUGUUAGAUUUAGUUGUUGCUGGUUCCCGUCAAAGAGAAGGUCAUGUUUACAUUGUGGUUGAUGCAGAAAGGUCAGGGAGCGUUGGUCGGUGCAACCUAUGGAUUGCUGCUGAGGGCAGAGACUGAACCACUGUAGAGAGAGAGAGACAAAGAGAGGGUGAAAGGGGCGCUGUGCUCCAGUCCAAAAACAGAAAAGAAAAGAACUCCCCCCGCCCCCCCCUCCCUCCUCGGACAGGAUCAACAGCUCUUCUCCGUCCACUGCCUGUGUGUCCGGACGCACAGCUAGCCUUAAACUGUCGGUGGAAAUGUUGGAAAAAAAGGAACGUUGAGGCGACGCCGAGACGAGAGAGGAGGACUGCAUCUCUGUCUCAGCGAAAUGUGGACCUCAAAAGCCAUGAUUUAAAGGACCUACCCCCCCUCCUCCCCGUCCUGCUCACACUUCACACCAACCCCAGUCAACCCACAGGCUACUUUCUGGCCUAACUCGUGAUUUUUUUUUUUUUUCCUUCUGGGGUUCUCGCACAAACAAGACGAGCAUUUUUCUUCUUUUUAUUUUUUUCGGGAGGGAGUCCGAAGAGUUCUCGUCUCGCUCCGACUGGACUCACGAUCCAUGAGAAAGAGAGGGAGCGGGAGGAAGCGUCCCACGGUUCCCUCCCGUGCACACGAGCAUCCACACACUCCACUUGUAUAUACAGAUGUAUAUACAGAACGCGAGUGCACUUCCCGCUCUCGGAGACGUUGGGCGCGCUCGCACACACACUGAAAGAUCCAACAAAUGAAGGGAACCCUGGCUUCUGCCGAGAGGCGUGUAGAAUCGAGACCCUGAAGUCCCUGAAACGGCGUGAACGCGCCGCACAUAUGCACUCCACAUUUCACCCCCCCCAUUCGCCACGCUCGCCGUCCCUCUCCUCGGAGGCCCUCAUCUCUGGACCCCACUGACUCUCUUCGAAGUGCCUUGGAGCCUCGGGGAUCCAGCUUUGCCUUUGGAGCCGAAAUCGGACGCGCCAAUUUGACGCUGACAGUGGCGGCACGGCGCCCCCUUCUGUCCGGGAGGACCAAAAACAAACACAAGAGGACAGGAUCCCCCCCCCCCCCCCCCGUUUCGCACUGCUAGGACUGCUGUUGAUGUUGUUUUAAAGGGGGUCUUUGUACAGAAAUGCUCUUUUUAUGAUUGUUAUUAUAAUUAUUGUUAUGAUUAUUUAAUAAAGGAUUUAUACCAUA